AUGGCCACUCUCGGUGCUCAGGCCCCUCAUGGCCCCGAUAUGACCGGCACCCACAAUCCUCUGGAGGACAUGGACCUCCACGAAAAGGGUGCUUUUGAUCAGCUCAUCCGCCCCGAUGACAGCUACACGGCUGACGGUACCUACUGGGCCGAUCUGCCGCUGCUCAGGAGAGUCAAGUUUGUUGGCUCCUACGAUGCCCAGGAAGCCAAGCGGGAGCUCAGAGGAAUCUGGGGCAUGAUCAAGGAGGAUCCUCUGUCUCCUGUCUCUUAUUACUUCCGGAAUAUGGUCCUGCCUGGUGCUGGUCUUGGUCUCGAAGGUUACGUGCUCUUCUCUAUCGGAAACAUCAAGCCUCUGUUCCAGGCCUCCUUCUCGUCCUGCUGGAAGGAGUAUAAGACCUGCGACAAGUCAUGGAUUGCUGCCAUCGACUAUCUCGAGAUUCUUGGUAUCAUUGUCGGUCAGAUUCUAGUCGGUAUCUUGGGUGACUGGGUUGGUCGUCGCUGGGGUUUGAUCCAGGAUGCCGGAAUCAUGUUGCUUGGUUUGAUCAUGCUCAUCGCAGCCUGGGGUGUCAACGAGAAUGGCUGGAUUAUCUGCUACGCCUGGUCUCUAUUCGUCUACGGUGUCGGUGUGGGAGGUGAAUACCCCAUGACCGCCACCAGCGGUAUGGAGAACGCUGUCGGCUCCGGAAAGGUCUCGACCAAGGAGGAUCGUCUCCACCGUGGUCGUAAGGUCACCAGCGCUUUCUUGAUGCAGGGUUGGGGUCAAUUUUUCAACCAGGCUAUCCUGAUCAUCUUGUUGCUGAUCUUCCACCAUGGAAGCGGUAACCCGCCCUACUCUGCCGUUGCCGCCCAGUGGACCUACCGUAUCUCCUUCGCCAUUCCCGCUGCCGGAACCCUGUGGCUGGUCUACUACCGUGCCUACCACAUGAAGGCUGCUAGUAAGCAGCUGGACGCCGCUAAGAAGAAGGCUUCCGUCACCGGCUAUGAUAUCAACUCUCUCAAGCUUACCCUCAAGUACUUCGGUCCUCGUCUGUUGGCCACCACCGGUGGUUGGUUCGCCAACGAUGUUUUCUUCUACGGCAACAAGCUUUUCAGCUCCGAGUUCAUCUCGAUUCUGAGUCAUGAUAGCAAAUCUCUCAUGCCUACCUGGUUGUGGAGUUUGGUCAACGUUGGUGUCUCGUUGGCUGGAUACUACUGUGCCUCCUUCUUGGUGGACAACAAGCUCUAUGGUCGUAAGUGGAUGCAGAUCAUCGGUUUCUUGAUGUGCUUCAUCAUGUUUAUCGUUCCUGCUUUCCACUUCGAGUACUACAAGCGGCCCGAGAACAUCCACGCGUUCCAGGCGAUGUACUUCCUGAGCUCCUUCUUCAACCAGUUCGGUCCCAACUCCAUCACUUUCUUGGUGGCCGCCGAGGUCUUCCCCACUCCUAUCCGAGCUUCGGCUCACGGUAUUUCCGCUGCUUGCGGUAAGCUGGGUGCCCUGUUGGCCUCCGUGCUCUACAACUACAUCAGCACUCAGACUAAGUUCUACUUUGUGCCUUGGUGGGGUCUGGCUGGCAUGGUCGUCACCUGGCUCUUCCUUCCCGAUACCACUGGUCUGGAUUUGAAGGAGCAGGAACGUCGCUGGCAGUACAUCCGUGAAGGUCGUGAGCACGAUUACCAUGGUCCUGCUAUCCACUCGAAGCAUCUGUCUGUUUGGGAGCGUUUCCGCGGUGUUGGAAAGAACUAUGACGCCGAGCUUGACUACAAGCAGAAGGUUGAGGAGUUCCGCGCCGAGUGGGAAGCUGCCAUGGCCCGCAAGAUGGAUGAGACUACCAAGGGCGAUGACUACCUGCAGGACACUGACGAGUCCCUUCUGGAAGGCCACGUCCACUCCUACUUCCACCGCACCAGUCCCAUGUUCCGCGGUAUGGAGGAGAAGCCUUCUACGAGGACGGAUAACUUCACUCUCCCCCCGGCUGCGCAGGACGACUCCGAAGAUUCCUUCAACGAGAAGAACGGCCACUAG
This is a messenger RNA of Aspergillus homomorphus CBS 101889, 2001 nucleotides long. RefSeq names its product putative MFS phosphate transporter. Lineage: Eukaryota; Fungi; Ascomycota; Eurotiomycetes; Eurotiales; Aspergillaceae. The transcript has 3 exons. The coding region runs from base 1 to 2001 and encodes 666 amino acids. Gene Ontology annotation, molecular function: transmembrane transporter activity. Gene Ontology annotation, biological process: transmembrane transport. Gene Ontology annotation, cellular component: membrane. The record is from RefSeq and is a predicted model, not a curated record.